UUCACUAUAAUUAUGAUAUGGCAACCCAUUUUAUCAAAAGCUCUAUAAAGAGAAGCUAUAAACAUUAUUGUCUCCCCUAUUUUUUGCUCUCUUUCUCUCUCUCUCUCUCUAUACAAAUCAGCCCUCAAUAAUUUUCAGGUAAAAAAAAAAAAAAAAACGGAGAAUAUACUAUCUUAAAUAAAUCAACCCUGGCUGGCAGCCUGCUGCUGCUUUUCUUGGUGGUUAGUGUCGCUCAAAAUCAAACAAAUUUCAGUUCCCUAGCAGCUUUCGGUUCGUUCGCAAAACUUAAAUAAUAAAAAACGCCUCCGUGCGAAUCCAAGAAAAAAUUGUGGAGCAUAGUUUUUCUCUGUUUGUGUUCUUUUUUCUCUAUGUUACCCUUGAAUUUUUUUUUCAAAAUCAACAUAUUUUAUUUUAACUAAUUAGAUAUAGUUCUGGUUAAAUAUUCAAUAUUCCAAGAAAAAAAAGAAAAUAUACCCAAGAGAAAAAAAAAAAUUGUGAAAUAAGUUAAACCACAGAGGGUAAAUGAAAAGUGUUUCUUUACAACUUUUCCAGGGCCUAUUGAUACAGUGUCAUUUUAUUAAUAUAAAAUAUUUAAUAAAAAAUGUAAUUUUGAAAAAAUAACCACCCACUCUAUCCGAUUUAAUAUGUAUAAUAUUUUACCAUCCAUUUUGCUUAGAAAUCAUCCGUAUGGAGGGUCGUAAUUCCAACCCCCUUUAACAAUAUUCUUUGUGAUUGUGUAAGCAUUGAAUAGCGCGUCAAGCUAUAAAGUAUAAUUGGCAACAAUUGUUAAAAGGAAUAAAAAAUAAUUUAAUGCAAAUCGAGACAAGUUAAUUUGUUUGAUAAAAAAAAGGAAAAAAAAGAAACAAGUUUAAACAAAAAAAAAAAAAAAAAAAAAGGCUGGCAAAACAAUUACGUAUACGCCUACAAACCACAAAUACACACCCAACAACAAUUUCUAUGUUGGGCUAGGGAUACAAACAUAUGGGGUACCAUUUGUCUACUACUCUUCUUCAGUUACCCAACGGUGUUAUCAUCUUCGUUGCAGACAACUCAUUCUAAAGUGCUUGUGUUUGUGUACAACAAUAUCCUCAAUGAUUUCAAAAUCCCAAUAAAUAAAAUAACAACAACAACAACAAGUAAAAAAGUUCAAAAAGAGUUAAAAUAAAAAUAAUAAAAAAAAAAAAAAAAAUAGAAAGAAAGAAAUUGGAAAAUAUACCUUUUGUCAGUCGUGCAAAAUUGUAAAGCGGAUUGUCCUGAAGCUAUACAACUAUGAUAACUUCUACAAAUCGGAGUCUUAGAGAAAAAUCUUACAAAGAAUUUUGAUAAGAAGAUAAAACAAAAAAACCGCAAUCUAACUUUAACCAAACUUAAAAAUAAGGAAACUUCCGUAUCCUUAAACAAAAAGAAUCUCCAUUAUCUCAUACUCAUUUAUUUAAUAGUUCCUGUUUUUAAUCUUCUAUAUAUUUUCUCAAAAUGUUGAUAAAAGAAUAUCGAAUACCACUGCCUCUAACGGUAGAUGAAUAUCGCAUAGCUCAGCUUUAUAUGAUAGCCAAAAAAAGUCGCGAAGAAAGUCACGGCGAAGGUAGCGGGGUAGAAAUCAUCAUCAACGAACCCUAUGAAGAUGGUCCUGGAGGCAAAGGAGGACAAUAUACUAAAAAAAUCUACCAUGUUGGUAGUCAUCUUCCAGGAUGGAUUAAAAGUCUCCUUCCGAAGAGUGCUUUGACAGUGGAAGAAGAAGCAUGGAAUGCCUAUCCAUUUACAAAAACACGAUACACUUGUCCGUUUGUGGAAAAAUUCUCAUUAGACAUUGAAACCUAUUAUUUUCCCGAUAAUGGAUUUCAGGAAAAUGUGUUCAAAUUGUCUGGCAGUGAAUUGCGUAAUCGUGUUGUUGAUGUCAUUGAUAUUGUCAAGGAUCAACUUUACGGAGCUGAUUAUGUCAAAGAAGAAGAUCCAAAACUUUUUAUAUCGGAAAAAACUUACCGAGGUCCUUUGAAUGAUGAUUGGUUAGAAGAAUACUGGCAUGAGGUCAAAGGCAAAAAACAACCUACAGCUCGAAAUAUGUCCUUAAUGUGUGCUUAUAAGAUCUGUCGGGUUGAAUUUCGUUACUGGGGUAUGCAAACUAAAUUAGAAAAAUUCAUUCAUGACGUUGCCCUCCGAAAGACAAUGGUACGAGCUCAUCGACAAGCUUGGGCUUGGCAAGAUGAAUGGUAUGGCUUGACAAUUGAAGAUAUUCGUAAAAUUGAACAUCAAACUCAGUUAGCUUUGGCCAAGAAAAUGGGUGCCGGUGAGAGUGGUGAUGAUGAAGAAGAAGAUGAUGUUAGCCUUUCAGACAAAGAUAUGGAUACUGACGAACCCAAAAAGCCAAAUAAAAAAUCUCUGCCUCCACCAAUUGUCAAAGAAUCACCACCAAGUGCUGAAGCUAGUUCCGAAGAAGAUGAAGACGAAGAAGAAGAAGCUGCUGAAAAUUCCUCACAUAGCUUGCAGCUAUCUAAAUCGAAAUAUAGCUCAAAAGGAGCUCUACAUUCACCUGUUGGUUCGGCGCACAGCUUCGACUUGCAGCAGCAUGCAAAAGCUGUCCAACAUAAAAACGUUGCAAAUUGGAGAAUGGAACGCCUUGAAGUCGACUCCAAGUCUAAUUCCGAAGAAGAAUUCUUCGAUUGCCUAGAUACGAAUGAGACAAACUCUUUGGCCAAAUGGAGUUCUUUAGAAUUGCUCGACGAAGAUGAUUCGCCACCAGCUCACGGUACUCAAUACAUGGACGAUAGUAUAUUCAAUCAGGAUUUCUUGCAACGAGUUGCCUCGGAACGUGGCAAUAAACGCCAGCUCCAGCAAUCGGCAAGUCUAGAUCGCAGUGAUCAUUCCCCACCUGGAUCGCCGGGCUCAUCGUGUCCAACGUCGAUUUUGAUAUUAGUUGUACAUGCUGGAAGUGUUCUUGAUGCAUCUAGCGAACUGACAGCAAAGAAAUCCGAUGUCACAACAUUCCGUGCCGCAUUUGAGUCCAUUAUGCGCCAGCAUUAUCCAAGUCUCUUAUCUCAUGUCACUAUCAAGAUGGUUCCUUGUCCGUCGAUAUGUACCGAAGCUCUCGGCAUCCUUUCAAGCCUCAGUCCAUAUUCGUUUGAUUCAUCGCCCUCGGCCGCAGACAUUCCAAAUAUCGCUGAUGUUCCUAUUGGGGCGAUUCCUUUGCUGUCAGUGGCAUCGCCAGAAUUCCAUGAUACUGUUAACAAGACUGUUGCUGCUGCCAAUAUAGUCUACCAUGAGUUUUUGAAAAGCGAAGACGGUCGAGGCUUUUCAGGACAAAUCGCCAUGUUGGGUGAUUCGAUGGGGUCGUUGUUGGCCUAUGAAGCUUUGUGCCGGACAAACGGAACGAAUCGAGAUGAAGACGAUCGCGUUGUUGACAUUGAAUUGGAUGCAAAGCGUUUGUUGGUGGCUCCAUCGCCGAGAAGACGCAGAUCGUCGUCUUCCAGUGACACUCGUUUGCCAAAACUCGACUUUGAAGUGAGUGAUUUCUUUAUGUUUGGUACACCACUGUCGAUUGUUUUGGCAUCACGUAAACUCCAUGACUCAAGACAAAAUUUAGUAAAACCAAACUGCCUACAAGUUUACAAUAUGUUCCAUCCUACCGAUCCGAUAGCAUCUCGCCUCGAGCCAUUGCUUAGUGCGAGAUUUUCAAUGCUGUCGCCAGUGAAUGUACCACGUUAUGCAAAAUAUCCACUUGGCAAUGGACAACCUUUGCACUUGUUGGAAAUAAUUCAAUCACAUCCGCAACAAUUUAAUGAUCAAAUGUAUUAUAGUCGACGACUGUCGGAUGCUUCUAUGCAAAGUACUAUAUCUGGCUUGGUUGAAAAUGUAUCGCUUAGUACAAUUAGUUCGUUGCAACAAAAAUGGUGGGGUACAAAACGUCUCGACUAUGCUCUCUAUUGUCCAGAAGGUCUCAGUAAUUUUCCAGCUCAUGCGCUUCCACAUUUAUUUCAUGCCAGCUAUUGGGAAAGUUCUGAUGUCAUUGCUUUUAUUUUAAGACAAAUUGGUAAAUUUGAAGGUCUACCUUUGGUUGGUUUUGAAGAUAAAGAUAACUUAUCAUUCCGUCCGGGUCAACCACGUGAAAAAUGGAUUCGUAAACGUACCUCCGUCAAACUGAAGAAUGUUGCUGCAAAUCACCGUGCCAAUGAUGUUAUUGUCCAAGAAGGACGUGAGCAAAGACUCACAGCCCGCUUCAUGUAUGGUCCUUUGGACAUGAUAACUUUGGCUGGCGAAAAAGUCGAUAUGCAUAUUAUGAAAGAUCCGCCAGGUGGCGAAUGGACAUACCUCACAACAGAGAUUACAGAUAAAACUGGCCGAGUUGCUUAUUCAAUACCAGAUGAUAAAGCUUUUGGCUAUGGGAUUUAUCCCAUCAAAAUGGUUGUUCGUGGAGAUCACACUUCGGUGGAUUGCUACUUGGCUGUGGUGCCACCGCUAACUGAAUGUGUUGUUUUUAGUAUUGAUGGAUCAUUUACCGCUUCGAUGUCUGUGACAGGACGUGAUCCAAAAGUUCGAGCGGGAGCGGUGGAUGUAUGCCGUCAUUGGCAGGAACUUGGUUAUUUGUUGAUUUACAUAACUGGGCGACCGGAUAUGCAACAACAGCGUGUUGUUUCUUGGUUGAGUCAACAUAAUUUCCCUCAUGGAUUAAUCUCAUUUGCUGAUGGUUUAUUGACUGAUCCGCUGGGUCAUAAGACAUCUUAUUUGAACAAUUUGGUACAAAACCAUGGAAUCUCUAUUUGUGCUGCCUACGGAAGUAGCAAGGAUAUUACUGUUUACACAAAUGUUGGAUUGCGAGCUAAUCAGAUAUUUAUUGUUGGAAAGGUUAGCAAAAAGCUUCAAGGUACCGCCACAGUUCUAUCCGAUGGUUAUGCAGCACAUUUAAGCUCUCUAAUGGCUGUUGGUGGUUCAAGACCAGCACAAGGCAAUGCUAGAAUGGUUAUACCACGUGGCUGUUUCAAUUUACCUGGACAAGUAACAAAUCCUCGCCGAAGGAGGUUGCAUGAACCGGAAGCUUAACCUAAUAAUUAAGAAGCAAUGAAUAUUUGUAGUGAAUAACUUAAAUCAAAACAAAAUUUACGUAACAUAACAAAAAUAAAACGCUUUUCGAACAAAAAUACAAAACACAAUUAAAAAAAAAAAAAAAACAAACAAAGAGUCCAAAAAUCGAUAUUUUCUUACAGCAAAGAUAAAUUACUAUCGUCACCGAGUCGUAGUGGGUACCUGAAGCGUAAGACGUACUUUAGUAACGUUUAAAUGAAAUAAUUUGUAUUGGCAAAAUAUACACAAUGAAAUUAAGAAAACAGAACAAAAAAAAAAAUAUAUUUAACGAAAUAUGAUGUGGAUUUUUUUGGAUGGAAAAUUUUGCUCGAAAAACAAAUUGAAAGAAAUAUAAUUGAAUUUAUAUUGAAAAAAAAAAAAAUAAAAAUUAAAUGGAAAACAAAAUAUAACGAAAACAAAGUCGUAUUUUAUCGUUAAUCGUCACGCGGUACCUGGUUAAGAAGACUGUUUCCUCCUGUUGUUUGAUGGUGUUUCAAACUACCUAAAAAUUUUAAUGAUAUUAGCAAAACAAAAACUGUAAGAACAGAACAAAAAAAAUUAAAAAUUAAAGAAAUGUUUAAUAAAAAUCAAUAUAAUAUAUAUAUAUUUUUAAAGCUUGAGAUUAAAAAUAAAAUAAAAAAGAAAAAGAAAACAAAAAUCUUAAAAAUAAAGUUAUAAUAUGUCGUUUUUUGUGAAUAUUUACAAAACAUUACAAAAAAUUAGAUCAUAUCCAUUAUAAAAACAAAUUGUUUCUCUAUCGCAUUUGGAACAACAAAAAUUGUAAAAACAAGAAAUUUUCUCAAAGUUUACAAAAAAAAAAAAAAACUUCAAAACCCUUCUAUUUUAUAUAUAAAAAAAACAAAAACAAAAACAAAUCACUAAGUUGUGAUUUUUACAUUGAUGUCCUGUAGUUGAUUCUUAAAACAUAUAUAUAUUUGAAAACCACAUUAAAUACCUAACUACCCUAAAAUUUAAAAAAAUUGGUUAAGUAAAAUUAUUCUAAAAUAAAAUUAAAAUUAAAAAUUAUAUAAAUUAUUAAAAUCAUGUAAGAAAAAGUAUUUUUUUUUUUUUUUAGUUUUAACUGUGAUUAAAAAACAAAAUUAUUUAUUUGUACUUUAAGUAUCAUUCAGUAUUUAUACAUGUCGAAAUUAAAAGCAAAACAAAAAACCUGUUCGCUUUUCAAAAAUAAGAACAAUGAUCAAAAUAUUUUUAAACAAAAAAUUAUGUAGGUAAUUGGAUAGAAAAAAAAAAUCAAACAAAUAAAUAAACAAAAAAAUGUAAACAGACAAAAAUAAAAAUUAUUCAAAACAAAACCAAAUAUAAAAUAACUAUAAGGAUUAUAUUUUUCUACGUUUCUAGAAUGAAAAUGUUUAAGUACAUGAAUUUUGCAGAUAUAGACAAAACACACACACAUUCAAAAAUAUAAUAAUAAUAUUCAAAAAUAAACAAUUAAAACAAAUAAUAAAAAAAAACUUAUUAUUAAAAAUUAUUACUUCUUGAGGUUACAUGUUAUUUUUUGAAAAAAAAAAAAAAUAUAAACUAUUAAACAUUUGAACAUUGAAGAUUAUUUUUAUUUAUGCCUUAUCUUUUGCCACUUCAUCCUUAUAAUUAUUUCUUUUUCUUAAAAGAUAACCAUCCGAAUUCUGCACUACAAUAUACUUAUAUCAGGGUUCAAAUCGACGAACAUGAAAUCGCUUCAAAUUUUGAUAUUUUUAAGAUAACUUUCUUCCCUUAAUUGGGACGAAAAAAACGUUAUAUAAUAAACGCCAAAUUCUUACGUAAUUGAACUUAUCAAAAUUACAUAAAGAUCACGAUGUACCUACUGGAAAUACAGUAUAUAUUUUGUUGACCUUAAAGAAAAUCCAAAACAAUUAAAUCUAAAAACUGCACAAAAUUUCUAGAAACAACUUUUACUUCAAGGUAAAAGUUUACAAAGUUUCAAAUUAAUUGAAGAAAACGUUUGGUUCUGCCUAUUCAAACCCCAAUAUCCGGUCUAUUCUACACAGUCCGAAGCACUUGGAUAACGCCACUUACAGUUCUCUUUAAAAUGUUUUUUGUUUUGCACUUUUUUGAUGAGUAAAACGAAAGUUGUUUAAUAAUAAUUUUUCCAACUUAAAGAUUUUUUUUAUUAUUUUUUAAACAAUUUUAUAAAUACGACUUUUUAAGGAAUCGUCAUGAAAUUUCAGAGGAUCCUAUUAAAAAUCGAUUUUAAGGACUUCAAAAUUAUCUUGGAAAUGACGUAAGGUCCAACAAUGACUCUUGAGUCGACAAAAUCAGAGUGUUUUGAUCAAUUAAAAUUACUUGCUGUUCUCAUCAAAAAAUUGCAAAAAACAUGAUUUUUAAAAGAACUAUGGAUAAGGCUAUAAAGUACUACCUGGUUAAUUCAGUGUUUAUAACCUUAUUGCGAAUUCGGGACACAGAAUUCAAUUAAAAGGAAUGUCGAAGUACUCUAUUUAUUAUUGUUAAAUUAUCCAAACUUGUUUACGGAAUUGAAAAAAAAAUGGGGCCUAGAAUACUGACAGAGUCAACUUUAUUAUUUCAUUCUUUCAAAACAAAAACCUAUGACUUAUGAACUUCUAACGGUUGAGUCGGAAACUUUAAAAGGUAAAUUUAGUUUAAGCUUAAGCUAUCUCGCAGGCUACUAAAUAAGGUUCGAACGAACAUAAUAACGUUAUCGAGAAUUAACAAAACUUUCUGAAAGCUUAAUCAAAGAAUUCAAGUUGCCCAAUUUUUUUUUUAAAUUUGGCUAAUAUAAAUUUAAAACCAAAUUUAAGUCUAAAAAAAUUAAAUUCGUCCUUCUAAAGGAAAGAUACAACAUACAACUUCUUUAAUGAAUUUGAGCUUGAAAGUUUUUGCAAAUUGAUUUCUUUUGUUGAGAUGCAUUUUUAGAAAAAAAAACUUCAAAAUCGUUGGAACAGUUUCUAACGAUUUUUUUUUAAUAAAAUGACGACAAGAUGAGACGCUCCUUCAGUUCAAAGUUCUUAUGUAGAUAGUAUAGCUAAUAAAUGGAAUUUGGAAAAUAAAUUGAAUUUGAAAAUUAAAAAAAAAACAUGUUUUCUGCAUUUUUCAAACUCAUGCAAAAUUAGACAAAAAAAAAUUUUUUGAAAAAAUCGUACCCAAUCCGCAUACAGAUUUUAUUGAUAGUUUUAAAACCUACCUUCAAUAUGAAUAAAUGAUCACUUCCGUUCAAAAUUCUAUUUUUCAAAAAGAAGUGAUAAUAAAAAGUCCAGAUGUAUGACAAAAAGGUCGGAUAGUUGUCCACCUCAGUUCCAACAAAAUUUCAAAACAAUUUCUUUCUCUGGUAUUCAAUAAAAUUCAGCGAUGCGUAUCACUUUGAAAAAUGUUUAUUACCUUUUUACUUUUUUUAACCAGAAAUUAUGAGCUUAAAAUUGAUUCUUUAUGCACUCCAAUACAACCAUUUUUAACAAAAACACUAACAAAUUGUGCUUUUUAUUGAAUUCGUUUUUUAAGAUCUAUUUUGACAACUUUAAUAUCAAUUUUCAUAAAAAAGUAGAUUUUUAAAUUCUUAAUUCGAAUCAUAUGUAAAUAAAAAUCUAUGAAGUUACGUUUUUGAAACUUCAAAUUGCGUCUUUUUCUGUGAAAAUUGACGCCAAAGAUUUUUUUCUACCUCAGUUUCGAAUUAAAAAUUUUCAAUAUUUAUUUGAAAAUUUAAUUUUGAAACAAAAAAAAAAAAAACAAA
Messenger RNA from Episyrphus balteatus (marmalade hoverfly), 8752 nucleotides. It is a transcript of the gene rdgB, whose product is annotated as protein retinal degeneration B. The record is from RefSeq and is a predicted model, not a curated record. Gene Ontology annotation, cellular component: cytoplasm. NCBI's taxonomy places the organism in Eukaryota, Metazoa, Arthropoda, Insecta, Diptera, Syrphidae. Gene Ontology annotation, molecular function: phosphatidylinositol transfer activity; phosphatidylcholine binding; phosphatidylcholine intramembrane carrier activity. The transcript is spliced from 19 exons. Gene Ontology annotation, biological process: phospholipid transport. The coding region runs from base 1474 to 5031 and encodes 1185 amino acids.